Messenger RNA from Ochotona curzoniae (black-lipped pika), 1473 nucleotides. Its product is annotated as cytochrome P450 2C5-like. Gene Ontology annotation, molecular function: heme binding; iron ion binding; oxidoreductase activity, acting on paired donors, with incorporation or reduction of molecular oxygen, reduced flavin or flavoprotein as one donor, and incorporation of one atom of oxygen. The coding region runs from base 1 to 1473 and encodes 490 amino acids. The record is from RefSeq and is a predicted model, not a curated record. NCBI's taxonomy places the organism in Eukaryota, Metazoa, Chordata, Mammalia, Lagomorpha, Ochotonidae. Gene Ontology annotation, cellular component: intracellular membrane-bounded organelle; cytoplasm. Gene Ontology annotation, biological process: xenobiotic metabolic process. The transcript has 9 exons.
AUGGAUCCAGCUGUGCUCCUGGUGUUGGCUCUCUCCUGUUUGCUUCUCCUUACCUUCUGGAAGCAGAGCUCAGGCAGAGGAAAGCUGCCUCCUGGACCCACUCCUUUCCCGAUCAUUGGAAACAUUCUCCAACUGGAUGUGAAGGAUGUCAGCAAAUCCUUGACCAAUUUCUCCAAAGUCUAUGGCCCAGUGUACACUCUGUAUUUUGGAAUGAAGCCCACAGUGGUGUUGCAUGGAUAUGAGGCAGUGAAGGAGGCCCUGAUUGAUCUUGGAGAAGAGUUUGCUGGAAGAGGCAGCUUCCCUAUGGCUGAAAAAAUUAAUAAAGGACUUGGGAUCGUUUUUAGCAAAGGAAAGAUAUGGAAAGAUACUAGACGCUUCUCCAUCAUGACCCUGCGGAAUUUUGGGAUGGGGAAGAGGAGCAUAGAGGAGCGAGUUCAAGAGGAGGCCUGCUGCCUUGUGGAGGAGCUGAAGAAAACCAAUGCUUCGCCCUGUGAUCCCACCUUUAUCCUGGGCUGUGCCCCCUGCAAUGUGAUUUGCUCCAUAAUUUUUCAUAAUCGUUUUGACUAUAAAGAUAAGGAGUUUAUUACAUUGAUGGAAAAAUUAAAUGACAUUAUCAGGAUUCUUAGCUCUCCAUGGUUACAGGUUUGCAAUAAUUUUCCUUAUUUACUUGAUUAUCUCCCAGGAAGCCAUAACACCUUAGUAAAAAAUUUAAAUUAUACACACAAUUUUAUCAUGAAGAGAGUGAAAGAACACCAGAAAUCACUGGAUAUUAAUAAUCCUCAGGACUUUAUUGAUUGCUACUUGAUCAAAAUGGACAAGGACAAGAAUAAUCCACAGUCGGACCUCAGUUAUGAGAGCUUGGUAAUCACAGUGGCUGAUUUGUUUUCAGCUGGCACAGAGACAACCAGCACAACACUGAGGUACUCGCUCCUGCUCCUGCUGAAGCACCCGGAGGUCACAGCUAAAGUAUACGAGGAGAUUGAGCGUGUGGUCGGCAGAGACCGGAGCCCCUGCAUGCAGGACAGGAGCCACAUGCCCUACACGGACGCUGUCAUCCACGAGAUCCAGAGGUUCAUUGACCUUCUUCCUUCUAACCUGCCCCACUCAGUGACAUGUGACGUUAAAUUCAGAGACUUCUUUAUCCCCAAGGGCACAACCAUCAUAACAUCACUGACAUCGGUGCUACAUGAUGAAAAAGAAUUUCCUAACCCAAAUGUGUUUGACCCUGGACACUUUCUGGAUGAGAGUGGCAACUUUAAGAAGAGUGACUAUUUCAUGCCCUUCUCAGCAGGAAAAAGGAUUUGUGUGGGAGAAGGUCUGGCCCGCAUGGAGCUGUUUUUGUUCCUGACCACCAUCUUACAGAACUUCAAGCUGAAAUCUCUGGUUGAUCCAGAGGACCUUGAUGUCACUGCAGUUUUCAACGGAUUUGUUUCUGUGCCACCUCCGUACCAACUCUGCUUUGUUCCUGCUUGA